AUGGAAUUUCAGGAGCCAUUUUACAAAGACCUAGAGAUGGCCAAUACCUUAUCAGAUGAUGAGGAUGAUGAUUGGGGUGGGAGCUAUCACCACUCUAGCCUUGAAAAACCCCGUAAGUCAAGGUUUGCCAGUGUGUCACCUUGUAGCCCACAUGAUUCUUUAUAUCACAACACAGCCAAACAGUUGGGAAUUGAGGCAUUUGCUCCCUGCCUCCAUCCCAGCGACUUGUAUGUUUCCAGCACAGCUCAUGACAAGGCACCUGAAAGUUGUGCUCUUCAUGAAGAAUCCAUAGGAGACAGGGAGUAUCCAUCUCUGCAGCUGAGCUACGAAGAACUCAAAGAGGAGAAUUCCAUGCUCAGAAGGAAGAUCAAAAGUAUCCAGAGCUUCUCAGAAAGUCAGACACACAUGGUGAGAAACCUGGAGAGAAGACUGAGGGCCAGUGUGGUCAAAGAAAAGAAAGAGACUCAUAGUUUAGAAUCCAUUGUCCAGCAGGCAGAAUGGAAUCUGCAGGGGAUGACUCAGCGGGCCCUGAAAGCAGAAAGUAAGGCUGCAAAGCUGAAGCAGGAGGUGUCCCUUCUCCAGGUGGAGCUGGAGAGUUUCAAGGCAGAGAAUGACAUGCUGCGUGCAGGCCAGUCUGCCAGCCUGGGGGCAGUGCAACAAAAUGUAGAUGUUGCCUUGCAGAAUCUCCACGGGGUUAUAGCCAAUGCACACUUGUCAAUCAAACAGCUGGUCUCGGGAACGGAAAUGCUGCAUUUUGUGGCUGACCUCCUGAAAUCCAUAGACAAGAUUUCCGAAGUCAAAAAGGAAGAUGAUGGAUGA
Molecule: messenger RNA, 819 nt
Organism: Gopherus evgoodei (Goodes thornscrub tortoise)
Lineage: Eukaryota; Metazoa; Chordata; Testudines; Testudinidae
Product: endosome-associated-trafficking regulator 1-like
Exons: 1
Coding region: 1-819 (272 amino acids)
Biological process (GO): regulation of cytokinesis; positive regulation of cilium assembly; positive regulation of protein localization to cilium
Cellular component (GO): early endosome; recycling endosome; midbody
Source: RefSeq, a predicted model, not a curated record